Messenger RNA from Podospora anserina S mat+, 567 nucleotides. RefSeq lists its product as uncharacterized. Bases 1 to 567 code for a protein of 188 amino acids. Gene Ontology annotation, molecular function: thioredoxin peroxidase activity. The record is from RefSeq and is a predicted model, not a curated record. Gene Ontology annotation, cellular component: cytosol; peroxisome; cytoplasm. Lineage: Eukaryota; Fungi; Ascomycota; Sordariomycetes; Sordariales; Podosporaceae. Gene Ontology annotation, biological process: cell redox homeostasis; hydrogen peroxide catabolic process; cellular response to oxidative stress. The transcript is spliced from 2 exons.
AUGUCCCUCCUCCGCCCCCUCGCCCGCGCGGCCCUCCGCCCCGCUACCACCCCCCUUAGAGCUUUCUCUACCACCACGACCCGGUUCAUCAAGCCGGGCCAGCCCCUCCCCGACGUCGGCGCCAUCCUCCACGAGUCCUCCCCCGGCAACAAGGUCAACCUCGCCGAUGAAGCCUCCAAGCUCAACAAGAUGAUCCUCAUCGGUGUCCCCGCCGCGUUCUCGCCAGCCUGCUCGGCGACGCAUGUGCCUGGGUUUCUGGCCCACCCCAAGGCGGAGGAGUAUGACCAGGUGGCGGUGGUGAGCGUGAAUGAUGUUUUUGUGAUGAAGGCUUGGGGGGAUGUGUUGAAUCCCGAGGGGAAGGAGAACGUGCGCUUCCUGGCUGAUCCGUCUGGCGAGUUCACCAAGGCGCUUGAUAUGUUGUGGGAUGGAAAGGCUAUUUUUGGAAAUGAGCGGUCGAAGAGGUUUACGAUUAUUGUUGAGGGCGGCAAGGUGAAGAGUGUGGCUGUUGAGCCGGAUAACACGGGUACCAGUGUUAGUUUGGCGGAGAAUGUGUUGGGUAAGGCUUGA